Limulus polyphemus (Atlantic horseshoe crab) is the source of this 2447-nucleotide messenger RNA. Its product is annotated as extensin-like. The transcript is spliced from 5 exons. Bases 247 to 2304 code for a protein of 685 amino acids. The record is from RefSeq and is a predicted model, not a curated record. NCBI's taxonomy places the organism in Eukaryota, Metazoa, Arthropoda, Merostomata, Xiphosura, Limulidae.
UUCAGCGUCCUUUAAGAGUAGAUUGCUCAUGAACUAACUUGAAAGACAUUUAAUCCCCCUCCAUACCUGGCUGAUACAUUACAAACAAAAUAUCUUGAAGAAGAAGAUUCCGUUUCUUUCAUCAGAGUUAUUAGGAUAACAUUAAAUACUCUUACUCUGAGGAUUUGAAAGGAAUGCUUAAACACCUGGAAACUCACAUAUUACUCCACAUUCUGAACACACACCCAAAUAUUUGUUUUGGAGAAGAUGAAGCCUGUUUCGGCUUUCUGCUGUUUCUGUCUUGUUGGAGCUGCAGUCCUGACUUCUGCAAGUGAAAAUGAGGCAGAGGAUUUUCUGGUUGAAAGUGCCAGUGAGCCCGCGUUUAUAUCUUCGUUUGCUCCAGAGUCUCAAAGCUCAAGCUAUAUGGUAGCUUAUCCAAUAGAAGAGAAAACACCAGAAGAUGAUGAGGACGUAGAACCCGCAAAAAAAUCAGUGCUUAGCAAAUUACAGGAUAAAGAUAAAAUUGACGAGACUCUACUUCUAUUCCUCCCCUCAGAAAAGGAGACUUCAUUGAAUAGAAAUAAUGAAAAAGAAACAAUGAUCACUGGCAUAAUUCAGACUAUAAAGACAAUCAUUCAAAAACUACCAAUUCUGUGGAGAGCAAAGAAUAAAACUGAUUUCUUCAAAGAUAAACAGCCAAAGGAAGAAAAUAUAAGAAAUAUAUUAGAUUCUCGACCUCAAUCAUUUCCUUUUUUUCAAAUCCCCAAAUCAGUUGCGAAAGAAAAAUCUGCAUCAUUACAAUUGCCUUCAUUUUACCUAAAAUCCAGCCCAAAACUUCAACAGCCAUAUAUCAAAAAUUCAUCAAGACAUCAUACUACUCCUCGAGCUUUAGAACAGCCUGAAAUUACAGAGCCAACUGCUUCGCUUUUGUUAAAAAAAGCGUUAAUCCUUGGUAAUGGCAUCGAAGAUGGCCGUAUGCAUGGACAUUUUGAUGGUAGUGAUUAUAUAGCUCAAGUUGUUAACAGUGGCCACAAUAUAAAAGUAAAUGCGCAGUUGCCACCUCACUCUCUUCAACCAGAAUAUACUUCACUUAAUUUUCUGAAAGAACAGGAAAAUGAACCAAUCAUUGUCCCGCUUCCAAGCGAAUACGACGAAAGGCCUACACCUUUCCACUAUAAUCAAAAACCUUUACUUCACUAUCCAAUGCUGUCGCCACGUUCAAGAACAACAGGCAGACCGUUUUCUUUCUCUUAUCCUCAAGCAUCUCUGGCCACACAUCCAGUUCCUCAGUUUCUUAUGACUCCAAAUGAUUUUAUAGCUCCUUCGAUCCCAAAGCCUUCCAGGAUGCUAAUGACUCAUCCUCUACCUCAUCUGUUGGCUCCCCAGCCAUUUACAGUGGCUCCCUUGCCAUCACCUAAUCCAUAUACUGUUUCAUCAAUUGGUCCUUUAGAACGAGUUAUGAUUCUAUUACAUUCCUUUCAUGUUCCAAUGCCAGUUCCUAUCCAUCCUCAAGCUCCAAUGCCCUUAAUUCAUCCAUCUUCCUUUGCAGUCUCUGCACCCAGUCCUCUCUCUCUAUCUCAAUUCAUCUAUGAUUAUUCACCAAUGGAAACUGAUAUGGAAGAACCCAUUUAUAUUCCAAGACAACCUCUAAGUAUACCACAGCAAAAUCCACAAUUCAUAAAACCACCAAUACCUAUUAGUUCUCAGUACUUCCCACUCACUGAAAUGGCCGAGUUUACGUCAACUCCUGCUCCUUAUUUUUAUGAACCUGCAAUUCAAAGUGAAGCUCUGUUUGUUCCCAUGGCCUCGAGUCCUCAUUUCACUCGUCAACAGAUUCUUCCGUCUCAUUCACUCCAACUAAGAUAUGCUCCACUUCCUCUGCUACAGGAACAGGAAAAUGAACGAAUCACGGUCCAACUUCCAAACGAAUACAGCGAAGAGCCCAUGCAUGAACCAAUACCUGCAGAAAAGCCAUACUCGAUGUCAAUACAAUAUAAUGAUCCUGAGCAAGAGAUUGCAAGCCUAUUCUCUCAUCCCUAUGGACUAAUCGCACAGAUACUACCUACAUUAAAGCAGCAGACAGUGAAGAAAGAACCUUCAUUAGUGAUGAUUAUAUAUGAUGACGACCAGAAAAGUCCUAGUCCCCAACCCAAACCUAUAUUUGAAGAAAAUGAACAUGUCUCAAAACUUUUUCCCCGAACCGAAUCUUUCAACAAAAUGAAACUUUUUCGAGAAAAUAUAAUACAGAAACAAGCUAUUCUGACAGGAAUACGGUACAAUGAACCAAAAAAAAAACAACAAAAAAAAAACUCUCUUCUCCACUAGAAGCAAAACGUCGCACAAUCCACCUAACUACUUCCCUCAAUCUCCACACACUUAAUACACCGUUAUUUUGAGUCCAGAUGAAAGUUCGCACGUCUUUAUUAAAAUCUUAUUAUUUUAGGAAUAAUUACACAACUUUCUUACUU